Molecule: messenger RNA, 216 nt
Organism: Pyricularia pennisetigena
Lineage: Eukaryota; Fungi; Ascomycota; Sordariomycetes; Magnaporthales; Pyriculariaceae
Exons: 2
Coding region: 1-216 (71 amino acids)
Source: RefSeq, a predicted model, not a curated record
AUGCAACUUUUGAAAAUUUAUCUGCUCGCCUUUUGCGUUACUAGCGCGCCUAGAUUGUUUUCCCAGGAGGAAAAUUUACACAAAAUUAAAAAUGGCAAAAUCCCAGAAAAUACUAGGGAUUCCCGCGGCAAGCGUCUUGAAUACGACCCCCAUGGAACACAUUGUUUAGUAAGAAGGAACCUUAUUCCUGAAAAGCAAUAUUGGACCGUAUUUUAA